UUCAGCUCCGAAACUUACAGCGGAACGGGCGCGCGGAGCGGCGGCGGGUCCGAGGGUCUGCGGAUCAUCAGUGCUGAGUCUCACCCGCUUUAACCGGUUACGGUGAUCCUCUGCUCCCCGGGUUACGGUGAUCCGGUCCCCGCUACAGCCCUCCGGUGGAGCCGUGGCGGCGCGGAGCAGCGAUCUGAGGCUAAUGAGAACGAGGGGGAAUAUCGAAGAAAUCAUAUUCUACAUCUGUCUGGAUCAGCAACUUAGAAGCAAUGGGUCUUGGGGAGGCUUCAGCGAGAGGGACCAGCAUGGAGGGUGAUUGCCUCAGCUGCAUCAAAUAUCUCAUGUUCGUCUUUAACUUUCUCAUCUUUUUAGGAGGCUCAUUUCUGCUGGGAGUCGGGGUGUGGAUGCUGGUGGACCCCACAGACUUCAGAGAGAUAGUGGCUGCCAACCCCCUCCUCUUCACUGGAGUCUACAUCAUACUGGCUAUGGGUGGCAUGCUGUUCCUGCUGGGAUUCCUGGGCUGUUGUGGAGCUCUGAGGGAGAACAAAUGUCUGCUGCUGUUUUUCUUUAUGUUCAUCCUCGUUAUAUUCCUAGCAGAGCUGGCUACUGCUAUUCUGGCUUUCAUUUUUCGGGAGCACUUGACCAAAGAGUACUUCACAAAAGAACUGAGGAAACACUACCAAGGCUACAACACCUCUGAUGUCCUGACCACUACGUGGAAUGCCAUCAUGAAAACAUUUGAUUGCUGUGGUGUGAAUAGUCCUGAAGAUUUCGAGGAGAGCCUCUUCCAUGUCCUCAACCCCAGCCAGGUAGUUCCAGAGGCCUGCUGCCGGAAAAACAGCCACCUGGGAGACGUGAGCUUCAGCAACAAGGACGAGUGCCUCUCCGGCAACAUGCUGUAUCGCAACAACAAGGGCUGUUACUCAUCGGUUGUAGACUACUUUGAGAUGUACAUUUAUAUAGCCGGUGCCCUGGCUAUUGUUGUACUUACAAUUGAGCUCUUUGCUAUGAUUUUUGCGAUGUGUUUAUUUAAGGGAAUCCAGUAAGCGCACAGUGGACGUUCUUAACAUUCUAAACUUCAAUAAAUGAAUCUGCGAGACCCGAACUUCCCAUCUGGCCAUUUGAGGUGCUGAGUGACAAACACACCAAACAGGAUAAAAUUCAGAACAGUAAUUCAGUGGAUGUGAAUUAUUGUGUGUGUAGGUUCACGUGUUCUUCUGACCAGGAUUUUAUACAGACUGGUUGGAUAGAAGAGGAUGAAGACUCUGCUCUGGUUUUAAUGCAGGGUGUUUUUACUGAGCGGUUUUGACUUGUUUUUGUAAAUAUUUGUGUUUAUUGAGAAUUUCUCUCUCUGGUCGGGUAAAAGGCCACACCUUUCACCCUUCACAUGCAUCAUCAGCAGCUUGUCAAACAAACAUGUUAACAAUUUUGAGGUACAAUAUGUCUGUACAAUAUUGUAAAUAUUCACUUUUUUAAAUAUUCAUGUUGUGAUUGUGAACAUCCUGUGCUUGCUCCUUUCCCCGUUUUUACAUUUCCUUAUUUUUCAUUGUAUUGAUUAUUGCUACGGUGCUUGUGUGUGAUUUUAAGAUGGAAUUUACAUCUGUUUGUAUGUAUGUAUUAAAUCUGAAUGACUAAUGAAUAAAAGUUUUGUCUUAUUCAACAGUUAUUAGCAAAUGACAUUUUCUUACAAACACUGUAUUUUAUUGAAUACCCCAACCCCAGAAUUAAAAGUAAUCCUGCUCCACAUUUGAUUAUGUAGCUGGAUGUAUUUGCAAGAUCUGUCUUGUAUUAAAUUGUGAUCUUUUGUUAUUUAUGCACUGAUGUACGUAAAAAAUGUUUUUAUUACUUCUGAAAUGCAGUGUAAAAUAUGAACAGUUGUUUGCUACUAGUUCUGUGCCAAGUUCCAGGAGUUUUUAUUAAAGUCAAGCUGGAAACAA
Astyanax mexicanus (Mexican tetra) is the source of this 1928-nucleotide messenger RNA. It is a transcript of the gene tspan18b, whose product is annotated as tetraspanin 18b. The transcript has 9 exons. Lineage: Eukaryota; Metazoa; Chordata; Actinopteri; Characiformes; Acestrorhamphidae. Gene Ontology annotation, cellular component: membrane. The record is from RefSeq and is a predicted model, not a curated record. Bases 261 to 1037 code for a protein of 258 amino acids.